This is a messenger RNA of Plenodomus lingam JN3, 3027 nucleotides long. NCBI's taxonomy places the organism in Eukaryota, Fungi, Ascomycota, Dothideomycetes, Pleosporales, Leptosphaeriaceae. The record is from RefSeq and is a predicted model, not a curated record.
AUGGCCGUCAAGAUCCGCCAGGCUUACAUGAUGCUCCUGGUAUUUUUGCCUCUAGAAAUGAGUCUCAUUGCUCUAUAUUUGGAUCUUGACCUGCACUUCAUUGGACGCAAAAUGGACACACGCGCCGAAAGUAAUACUUCGGGGAGGAGGAGCGAAAGUCCGCUCUUCCACACGCCUCCGCCCUGGGAUACACUUGUUGACUUGACACACAGUGUGGAUUCCAACGUAAUCUCACCUUCCGGCCCGCCGGUCUUGAGAAGUAUUAAAAGGUCGCAUCUGAGAGGCACAACAAGCAACCAAAAGAAGACAAGACAGCCACAAAACAGUAUUAAGAAGAGAAACAGUGAGAGUAGUAACUCCGAAGCGAGCACUAUCAAGGCUUCUCUUACUUUGAUGGAAGCGCCACCCGCUGAAGUGGCAACACAGGCGCGCGGUGAUUUUCCCACAGAUCAUAGCCCGAAAGCCCACUCACCAGUACCCGUCACGCCAGGCAAAGGGCAAGUCCCACUCGUAUCCUCAAGCUCAAAUCUAUACCGGAUCUGCCCGUCGUUAAGACAGUUGACCGGUUACGAGUCAAGCGAAGAUGAAGACGCGCACAACAACUUAGAUCAGUCCGACAAGAAUCACAUUACGCCACUUCAGGUAUACAUACUUCAGUCGCGAAGCGCCCACAAGUCCAGCGAGUAUACUGUGAACGAUACUAGUAGCGGUGCUAAAGCUAGGCGUGGCUCGGGCAAGCAAUCGCUGAUAAAUACCAUGCCGAAAGCGCAUGAAGGUGGCCAGGACCGGGCUUUUGAACGUACUAACAGCAUGAAUGAGAACAAAGUAGGGGCUCCUUGGCCAAAAGGUACACAUAAAUCCGUUGCGCCAAAGAACAGGAAGGCACCGAAGACCAAAGGCGGAUUCGUUAUGAGCGAUGAAAGUGACACAGAAGACCUGCAAGCCAAUGUCGAGGAUAAGCGAGAUUGUCACCCCCCAACCACCAUAUCCACUUCGCACACGGUAGAUUUGCCGAAACCACGUCCCAGUGCGUCGACGGAAAAACGCUCUAUGAACGGUAAACAACUCAAUAAGAACCGUUUGAGCAAACUUCUCGGCCGACACAAGAGUCCUUUCGUUCAAAGGCCACCGAAAGCUGACUCAUCAUCCACGAGCAAUGUAAAAUCUUCAUCGCCUCCAGCUUCAAAACCUAGGCCAACAACUCCUGGAUCGCGAUCCCAUGGAGUGCAGAACGGUGUGGACCAACGUACGAAACCAAACGUAGGUACUACGAUGUCUCCUCGAACUAUAAAAGACAGCGUUUUUGGGACACUUCUGGCCUCAUCAAAGGUUUGCGACAAAGUGGAUGCUCGGAACCCUCUUCAAUCUGUACUUCCGCUUACGCGAACUGGGAGCUCACUCCCCCCAUCGCAAACAAAACAGCUCAUGUCUAGAGGCGAGACCACCAUGUCUCCAGUGCCAUCAACCCUCCCAUCUUCACCUGAUAUUACAUUCUCGCAGCGCGCAGAGCAACCACUGCGUCAUUCUCAUGACCCCUCGUCUGUGGCUGGCAAAGAUAAGUCUUCAAUUUGGAGGUCAAGUCAAGAGCAUGCCCUUGAAAAUGGGAAUCAUGGCGACAAACCGGAACCAAAGUUGGGAAAUCAUAAGAUAGCUUCGAAACCUCCUGUUCCUGGGCCACAAUCUGGCCAAAAGCGCAAGGUUGAAGAAAUGGUGCCUGACCUGGAUGGGAGUUCCGCUGUUUCGAAGAAGAGGUCUGCUAGGCCCGCUACGUCUGUAGGUCGCCCUGAUAAUUCAGAUCGCAGCAAGGAGGUUGCACAAGUAUCGACACUAGUUCCAGACAAUGAUAGAACACCACCAGUUUCCCUCGUGAUUGAUGCACCUAUCGCAUCAUCAUGGACUCCAGCAGCGAAUUCAGUAUCCGUCCCAAUCAUUGAAGCCUCAUUGCAACCCGAUGUACAAAAUGUGGACGCAAUACCCGUGGCUACAGUCGCAAACAGUGCGAAAGAUAAGCAAGUUUUUUCAGACCUAUUGCCAGCUCCUCCAGAGGAUUGCACUACCAGCAAAUCCACGCCUCGAGUAGAACUUCACAACAAUUUAGUUCCGAAAAGCGUAUGCCCUGAUAUCAUGAUUGGCAAAAGUACGGAUCAGCAACAAGGAUUGUCCCCACAGCCUUUAUACACGACUCCCAACAUCGACACGAAUUUUCAAGGUUAUACUCAACACUCCGUGAGUGAGAUUCAAGUUAUCGAGCUCCCGCCGAUGAUCCCUUCCGCAAACGCUGAGCCAUAUUUUGAGUACUCUAUAUUUGAACGGAGAUGGGCCGAUGAUCAGGAUGAGUAUGAUGUGAAGGGGAUAGGCGUCAUAUCACGUCCGUUCAUUGAUUUGAACGAGGCCAACAAGCAGGUCGAGCAGCUAUUCCAGCGCAUGCGCGAGGAGAGUACCUGGCAUACUCAGGACACCUUGGCAGACUGGACCAGCAAGCGAGAUGAGUACGGUUGCUUGAUAUGUAAGGCGAGCUUUGCACACUUCGAUAAUCCGUACCAAGAGCAUUUUAUCAAAAUCUGGGUACAGCGUGAUUACGUCUCCAAGCUCGCCAAUCAAACUCCAUGGGAACCAAAACGCAAAUCUUUCAUAUCCAGUACCGUAUUUGUCCUCCGACUUUUCAAGAUCGUCACGCCCUCUGAAGGGUCGGAGUCGGAGGGAAGCGUUGAGCAACCCUGCUCUCCGAUGCGAAUUCAUCAACCUCUCAUCCGCUCGGAAGUUUACACCACGCUCCACACGGCCAAUCGCGCAGCACGCGACCAACAGUUGGAGAUCAGCCAUGAGAAAAAUGCGAAGAACCUGCUCACUCAAAAAUGGCAGGAGCAAAACUUGAAAGAUCUCGAAGAGAAGCUGCGCACUCUGAACUCCACAAAGGAUGAGGAGGAAGCGUGUUGGAAGAGCAAGUUUAAUGGCUACGGCAUUGGUGGUGAUCAGUACGAGCUUGUGGUAGAGAAGGCGGGGAUAUGUGGGCCUCGAAACCUUUGA